Messenger RNA from Diaporthe batatas, 897 nucleotides. RefSeq lists its product as uncharacterized. The transcript is spliced from 3 exons. Bases 1 to 897 code for a protein of 298 amino acids. Lineage: Eukaryota; Fungi; Ascomycota; Sordariomycetes; Diaporthales; Diaporthaceae. Gene Ontology annotation, molecular function: actin filament binding. The record is from RefSeq and is a predicted model, not a curated record. Gene Ontology annotation, cellular component: cytoskeleton.
AUGUCGCCCGGCGCAACGGAAACGUCUUCCGGCCCCUCUCUGUCCGCGAUCGCCCCUCCGCGCACAUCGGCGCUAGACUCGGGCAACGGAACCGGGAAGGUCAAGCGCCUCCACCAGAUCCCCGUCCCGGAGACAAAGUUGGAAGCCCGUCGGUGGCAACUGGAGCAGAUGGCGGCCGCCUUUCGCAUUUUUGCGAAGCUAGGCUUCUCGGACGGCAGCAGUGGACACAUCAGUCUCAGGGAUCCCGUUCAGCCAGACACAUUCUGGAUCAACCCCUACGGCCUACACUUUGGCUUGCUCAAAGUGUCGGACAUGGUCCACAUCGACGACGAGGGCAACCGGAUCGGCGGCGCUGACAAGCCUGUCAACACAGCCGGGUUCAUGAUUCACUCGGCCCUGCACAGCAGGAGACCCGAUAUCAACGCCGCCUGCCACAUGCACAGCCCAUAUGGCCGGGCCUGGAGCACAUUUGGCAGGCCCAUCGACAUGAUUAACCAAGACUCUUGCAUGUUCUACAAUGACCUCUCGGUGUACCCUUCUUUCGGUGGCGUAGUCCUCGCCAAGGAAGAGGGUCAACGCAUUGCUGAGUACCUGGGUCUAACAAACAAGAACGUCAUACUGCAGAACCACGGUCUCCUCACAUGUGGCGGGACCGUAGCGGAGGCGGCUGCCUUCUUCAUUGCUCUGGAGCGUGCCUGUCAGGCUCAGCUCCUGAUCGAGUCCGCAAUCGCGCCUGGGAGCAACGGUCACCUAAGCGGGCUCCAGAAGACCACAGUAGGAGAGGAAGAAGCACAGUACACCAAGGACGGCACCGGAACACCAGAGGUCAUGUAUAUGCAAUUUGUGCCCGAGUACCAGAUGAUUUUGAAGGAGACUGGGGGAGACUUCCUCUUAUAG